GCCGACCCCGCGGACCCCCCCGCCGCCGUCGCCCACCCCCGCGACCGCCGCCUCUUCGAGUCCAUCGUCGGCAGCCCGGGAUACAUCGCCCCGGAGAUCCUCCUCCGCCAGCGGUACGGCGUCGAGUGCGACUGGUGGUCCGUGGGCGUCAUCAUGUACGAAAUGCUCUACGGGAUUCCACCCUUCUUCGCACAGGACCCAAGCACCACCUGCUACAAAAUUACACACUGGAGAGAAUACCUCGUGUAUCCACCAGACAGAGGCGUUCCAGAUGACGCCGUCGAUCUCAUGCAACACCUCAUGUGUGACCCAAAGGAACGACUCGAUUUUGAAGCCUUAAAGGCACAUCGAUUCUUUGAAGGUAUUGAUUGGGCACACUUACGAGAGAUGGAAGCAGCAUACAUCCCACAACUCGCUAACCCUCUCGAUACACAGUACUUUCCAGAGAUUGAGGACGGCAACGUACAACAGCGGCUUGAUGAACAUAACGCCGUACGAGAAGUAGACCCACGUGGUGUUAUGUUUGCAGAUUACAAAUUCCACCUAAACAAAUAA
Molecule: messenger RNA, 555 nt
Organism: Trypanosoma theileri
Lineage: Eukaryota; Euglenozoa; Kinetoplastea; Trypanosomatida; Trypanosomatidae
Product: protein kinase
Exons: 1
Biological process (GO): actomyosin structure organization; peptidyl-threonine phosphorylation
Cellular component (GO): cytoplasm; cytoskeleton
Molecular function (GO): protein serine/threonine kinase activity; ATP binding
Source: RefSeq, a predicted model, not a curated record